Molecule: messenger RNA, 642 nt
Organism: Leptosia nina
Lineage: Eukaryota; Metazoa; Arthropoda; Insecta; Lepidoptera; Pieridae
Source: the annotation of a GenBank genome assembly
AUGGCCAAGACAUAUGUGGUAUUAAGUUUUCAUGAAACAUUGUUACACCAAUCCGAUGUUGAUCUACUCAGUGGGCCAUACUGGCUAAAUGAUACAAUAAUAUCAUUUUACUUUGAAUACUUAGAGAAAGUUGUAUUCAGUGAUGUAAAAGACAUACUAUUUGUAUCACCUGAAGUCACACAGUGCAUUAAAAUGGUGGCAAGUGAGGAAAUAAAGAUCUUCCUAGAACCCCUGAAUAUAGAAGCGAAAAAGUAUGUGUUUUUUGCGUUAAAUGAUAACAGCUCACCGGAUACUGCUGGUGGGUUACACUGGAGUUUGUUAGUUUAUUCCAAGAUGGAAAAUAGCUUUUUUCACUUUGAUUCAUCAUCUGGUGCCAAUCAUAAUGUUGCCUGGGAUUUUGCUGGACAUUUAAUGACAUAUUUAACAAGAGGAGGUUUAAUAAAUUUUAUGGAUAAGGAAUGCAUACAGCAGGGCAAUGGUUAUGAUUGCGGUGUUCAUGUUAUAUGCAAUACAGAGCGUCUUGCAGAACAUACCAGAGCUCACAGAGAACUUUCCUCUUGUGAUAUGAUGGUCAAGAUAAAUACAAAUGCUAAGAGAAAGGAAAUUAUUUCAAUUAUUCAAAAUCUAGCUAGUUCUAGAUGA